UUGUAAAUGAUAAACUGCUGACUUGUCACGCUCAGUUUCAUUCUGUUUCCACUUUUGAUCUGGGUUGUCGUCGUGUCAUUCCAGCUGAUCCCUCACUUCAGACCGGUCAUCCCUCACAUCGGAGAGUGCAACAUGUCAGAAAUCGGUGAAAUCGAUGAAGGGUUCUACUCCAGACAGCUGUAUGUUCUGGGUCACGAGGCGAUGAAACGGAUGGGCACCACCAACGUCCUCAUUGCAGGCAUGCGUGGUCUUGGGGUAGAAAUAGCCAAAAAUGUGAUCCUGUCCGGAGUGAAGUCUGUCACCGUCCAGGAUGAAGGCCGGGCGGAGUGGAGCGACCUGUCCUCUCAGUUUUUCCUGAAGGAGUCCCAUCUUGGUCAGAAUCGAGCCACAUGUUCCCUACAACAGCUGUCUGCUUUAAACCCACAUGUGAGUGUGUCGGCCCACACUGGACCCCUGAAUGAGGACCUGCUUCUGCAGUUUCAGGUGGUGCUCCUCACUGACUCCUCACUGGAUGAUCAGAAGCGAUUUGAUGAGCUCUGCCAUUCGCGUGGGAUCAAGUUCAUUGUAGCAGACACCAAAGGUCUCUGUGGUCAGCUGUUCUGUGACUUUGGGGAGGAGUUUGAGUUUGAGGAUGGGGAGAAGCCGGCAUCAGCGAUGAUACAAAGUGUCUCUCAGGCGAAUCCUGGAGUGGUGAUCUGCACAGACGACCAGCAGCAUAAAUUUUUGGAUGGUUCUAAAGUUUUCUUCUCUGAAGUCCAAGGCAUGACAGAGCUCAACACCAUCGGCCCUGUGGAGAUCAAAGACCGUGGCAAAUACUCCUUCAGCAUUGGUGAUACUUCAGCAUUUUCUAAAUAUGAACGGGGUGGAGUAGUGACUGAGGUUAAACAGUCCUGGAAACUAAAAUUUAAACCACUGGGUAAAGCUCUAUUGGACCAUCAGCUGCUGAAAAUGAAUGACUAUGGAAAAGAACAGAGGCACCACACCCUACACUUGGCCUUCCAAGCCCUCCACGGCUUUGUCAAGAAAGAACAGCGACUCCCUCGUCCUCGGUCUCAGUCAGAUGCAGAUGCCCUGCUUGCCAUAGUGGGAGAGCUGAAUACAGUCGCACAGCUGGAACAGCUGGACGAAGCUGCUGUGAGAACCCUGUCCUACACAGCCCAGGGUAACUUGGCUCCUAUCAAUGCUUUCAUUGGAGGUCUUGCAGCUCAAGAAGUUAUUAAGGCAUGUAGUGGGAAAUUUACGCCUCUUCAGCAGUGGCUAUAUUUUGAUGCACUGGAGUGCCUCCCUGAAGAGGAGGACCAACUGACAGAGUGCUCCCUUUCAGCAAAAGGCACGAGAUACGAUGGACAGACUGCCGUAUUUGGGCCAGCGUUUCAGGAGAAGCUUGAGAGGCUGAAGUAUUUCUUGGUUGGAGCUGGUGCCAUCGGAUGUGAGCUUUUGAAGAACUUUGCCCUCAUGGGGCUCGGUGCCGGAGAAGAAGGCCACAUCACUGUAACAGACAUGGACUUCAUAGAAAGAUCCAACUUGAACCGACAGUUCCUGUUCAGGUCUCAGGAUAUUGGGAAACCAAAAUCGGACAUUGCAGCCAAAGCAGUGCGCGAGAUGAACCCACAGAUGAACAUCUCCGCUCACGGGAAUUGUCUGGACCCUGACAGUGAAGGAGUGUAUGAUUACGACUUCUUCAAGGGUCUUGAUGGAGUGGCUGCAGCCCUUGAUAAUGUGAAAGCCAGGGUCUAUCUUGAUGGACGCUGCGUUCAACACCAGAAACCAUUGCUGGAGGGAGGAACUUUAGGAUGUCAGGGUCAUAGUCUGGUGGUGGUUCCUCACUUGACAACGUCUUAUGGCCCGGACACAUCAAAGCCUAAUGAUGCCUUCCCACUGUGCACUCUCAAGAACUUCCCUCACCGCAUUGAGCACACCCUGCAGUGGGGCAGAGACCAGUUUGAAGGACUGUUCAAACAAACACCUGAAAAUGUGAAUCUCUUCCUGAGAGAUGAAAGGUUUGUGGAGCGGACUCUUGACCAUGGAGAUGCUGAGGCCCUUGAGAUUCUCGGGGGUCUGUGGAGCAGCCUUGAGGACAUGGAAGGUGGAGGACAACGUCCAAAGAGCUGGGAAGACUGUGUGAGCUGGGCACGAUGCAAGUGGGAGACUCUCUAUAACAACGAUAUCCGCCAGCUUCUGCACUGUUUCCCUCCUGGAGAGGUGACUGCUACUGGUCUACCCUUCUGGGCUGGAGCCAAGAGAUGCCCUCACCCGCUGACCUUUGACCCCAACAGUACUACCCAUAUGGAGUAUGUUGUGGCAGCAGCUAAUCUGUACGGGCAGAUCUUCGGAAUCAGUGGAACACGAGACUGUGCUUCUAUCAGAGAAACCUUAGAACAAGUCCACGUACCAUCUUUCACUCCUAAGUCCUCCGUGAAGAUUCAUCUCACGGACAAGGAGAUGAAGGAGGAGAAACAAGAGGACAGAGACGACGCCGAGAAAGCCCGACUUGAGGAUUUGAAAGGGAAGUUGGCUUCAUCAUCUCUGAAAAGCUCAAGCAUGCAGAUGUAUCCCACCGACUUUGAGAAGGAUGACGACAGUAACUUCCACAUGGACUACAUUGUUGCUGCUUCUAACCUGAGAGCGGAGAACUAUGACAUUCCUACAGCUAAUCGGCACAAGAGUAAGGGCAUAGCCGGGAGGAUCAUCCCGGCCAUAGCUACCACCACAGCCGCAGUGGCAGGCCUGAUGUGUCUGGAGCUGUAUAAACUGGUGCAGGGUCACCGGAACAUCAAGCAUUACCGCUCAGCUUAUAUGUACCUGCCUGUCACUUACAUUCUGUUUUCCCUACCGACCCAGGCCAAGAACUUUGAGGUCGCAGGAAAGAAAUACACCCUGUGGGAUGACUUCCUUGUUGAGGGCCGACGCCGCGGUGAGCAGGAAAUGACCUUGGGAGAACUGGUCCAGCACAUCAAGGAUAAAUACAGAUUGACCAUCUCUGGUCUCUACUAUGGAAAUGCUAUCCUAUACAGGGGGCAAGAAGAGAGGCUCAAGCAGAGGCUUUCUGACGUGGUGGGGAUGGUGACCAAGACAGAAAUUCCUCUACACAAGAAGAUGCUGGAGUUGAUGCCCUCGUUUGCUGAAGAUGAGGACUGUGAGAUAGUCCCAGCGAUUAGAUACCUGCUCUUGUGAUGCCCCCAAUACAGAGUUUCCACAGAGUUUCCAUUGAAAGGGCAUCACAUGGAACAGUUUCAAUGUGACAAAGCAAACUUAACACUCCUGUGAAAUCAUAUCAGUUAAAAACAUCCUCAUGUUGUUGCUUUAGCUGUUGUUUACAAAGAUUAAUAUCUGAAUGAUUUGUUCCAGCUAUCUAUCUAUUUCUUCCGCAAAUGUUUUUGAAUUAUUGCACUGGCAUACUGUGAUCAUUUGUUUAUUAUUUAUCAUCAUGUAAAGUGAACAAUCACAAUGCACAAAGAUUAUUAUCCGAUUUCUCUCUUUUUUUUUUUUACUUAACAGCAAAAGCAUAAACUUUGCAAACUCUUAUUUCCUUACUGUUUUUACCAAAAGAACUUCCAUUUGCCAACUUUUGGUUCUCAUUUACAAGUAAAAUGUAUCUUUUUCGAGAUGUCAGACUUAGAGGUUGCGAAGAUGCCGGCCAAAGCACAUUGAUUAGAUGAUCUGGAGCUGUUGGGGCAGCACAGGCUUGGUUUCAAGGUUUAAUUCAGGGCAGGCUAAGCGCAAUGUUGAAGGGGAGCAUUCAGAACGGGCCGUUGGCACAGUAGGUACAGUGCUUUGACGGUUCGGUGGUGCUCUAGCCAUCUGGACACAGCUGUGUUGUUUAAAUCAAACUCCAAACAUACACGCAUCCCCCCACCUCCCAGAAGAAUCCCAGAGCAGAAGCUGGUCUCAUCUGCUUUUCCAGUUGGCUGUUUUUUACAUUAAUACUACAACUACUUAUAAGGGUGAUUCAUUCACUGUGUACUUGGGUCUGUUUUUAAGGAUGCUGUUUGUGAUUCAUGAAAUAAUUCAAUAAAUAUGUGUCUAU
Molecule: messenger RNA, 4027 nt
Organism: Anoplopoma fimbria (sablefish)
Lineage: Eukaryota; Metazoa; Chordata; Actinopteri; Perciformes; Anoplopomatidae
Gene: uba7
Product: ubiquitin-like modifier activating enzyme 7
Exons: 24
Coding region: 133-3174 (1013 amino acids)
Biological process (GO): DNA damage response; ubiquitin-dependent protein catabolic process; protein ubiquitination
Cellular component (GO): cytoplasm; nucleus
Molecular function (GO): ubiquitin activating enzyme activity
Source: RefSeq, a predicted model, not a curated record